GGAACCAGAUAGCAAAAAAAAAAAAAAAAAGCCAAAUUCGUGCACGAGGAGAAUCCGCGUGCGAGGUCUGCGCGUGGCAACGACAACCAUGAAGCGACCAAAGUUAAAAAAGGCGAGUAAGCGCAUGAGCUGCGCCAAACGUUUUAAAAUCCAGAAAAAGGUUCGCGAACAUCACAGAAAACUUAGGAAAGAAGCCAAGAAAAGCGGAAUCAGCCGAAAAAUCAAGAAGGACAUUGGCGUCCCUAACAGCGCACCGUUUAAGGAGGAAGUCCUCAGAGAAGCAGAGCAGAGAAAGCAAGAGCUCGAAGAGCUUAAAGAAAAGAACAGAUUAGCGAAGCAGAAGGAGCGAGCCAAGAGAAAGAAGGGCAAAGAAGAAAGCAAUGAGGACAUUCAAGCAAAGAAAAGGAAAAAGAAAGUGAAAAAGGAGGAGAAAGUAAAAGCACAGAGGACCGCUAGGGCAGCUGUCGCAAAAGAGAAAAGUGCAAAGAAGUUCCGAUGCAGCGAACUGAAUAAGGUUAUUGAAGCCUCUGAUGUGAUAUUGGAGGUUUUGGAUGCCAGGGACCCAAUCGGUUGCCGCUGUCCUCAGUUGGAGGAAGCAGUUUUAAAGCAUGAGGAAAAGAAACGGCUCCUGUUUAUCCUGAACAAGAUUGAUCUUGUGCCCAAAGACUAUUUGGAGAAGUGGGUCCAAUAUCUUCAGACACAGUGUCCUACCUUUGUCUUCAAAUCAUCUCUCCAUCUCCAGGACAAGACAGUGCUUGAAAAGAAGCAGAGAGCAGCCAACGGUACCGUUGAUCACAGUAGAGCAGGAAAGUCGUUCGGCUGUGAUUGCCUCCUGCAAAUACUCGAUCUCUUGGCUGACAAGCAGGGCAGUGAGACAAUGCUGAAAGUUGGUGUCGUUGGUUUCCCUAAUGUUGGAAAGAGCAGCAUCAUAAACACUUUAAAAGGCGUCAGAGCGUGUAAUGCUGGAAUACAAAGAGGCCUGACCAAAUGUAUGCAGGAAGUGCAUAUCUCUAAAAAAGUGAAGAUGAUCGACAGCCCAGCCAUAGUGGCAGAUCCAUUGAACUCGGCUGAGAACCUGGCUCUCAGGAGUCUACAGGUGGAUGAGAAAGAGGAGAAUCCUCUAGAAGCUGUCAAUGCUGUGUUGAAACAGUGCAACCCACAGCAUAUCAUGUUACAGUACAACGUCCCAGACUACAGAAACUCCUUGGAGUUUUUAACACUCUUUGCCAAAAGGCGUGGCUUGCUACAGAAAGGUGGUCUGCCCAACAUGGAGCAGGCUGCAACUGUGUUUCUCGACGAAUGGACCGGAGCUAAAUUAAGCUUCUGUAGCAAAGUACCAGAGAGAGAAGGACUCACAUCACACCUCACUGAAGCCAUGGUAGCAGAAAUGCAGACAGCUGUGGACCUGGACAAAUUGAGAACGGGCAACGAGCAGGUUAUUAAAAGGAUGCGAAAUCCAAGACUGUCCAGCACUAUUGUGUAUAACUCGAAAGGCCUGACUGCUGGGAUCCUGAAUGUCAGUGAAAUCCCUGAAGAAAAUCAUGUACAAGAGGAGAAAGAUGAGGAGGAGGAGGAGAAAGAUGAUGAGGAGGAUGAUGAUGAUGAUGAUGAUGAUGAAGAGGAGGAGGAGGAAGAUGAAGACAUCUUUGAGAAAACUGAAGAAAUGGAGGACAUUCAGGAGAUCAAAACCCCUGACUUAAAGAAGACCCAAACUCAGACAACAGGUAAAGGAAAGAAAGGAAAAAAACAACCUGCUUUUGUCAGCAUUGACCUGCUGUCUGUGCAGAAGCAUGAUGACGCCUAUGAUUUCAGCACUGACUUUGUAUAAGAUGUCACAUCGACAAAGAACAUUUCACCUGGACAAGUCGGCCAGUGUGGCGAUUAUAUCUGUGCAAAAUUAAUAACCCACUGACUGAAAUAUCUGGAUGAAAAUGCAUUUUUCUGUCUUUCUGACAGAAUCAGUUGUAUAUACGUGAUGGAUAAUUAAACAAACUUUUAAUUUUCUGUA
This is a messenger RNA of Clarias gariepinus (North African catfish), 2008 nucleotides long. RefSeq names its product guanine nucleotide binding protein-like 3 (nucleolar) (gene gnl3). The record is from RefSeq and is a predicted model, not a curated record. Bases 89 to 1828 code for a protein of 579 amino acids. Gene Ontology annotation, molecular function: GTP binding. Lineage: Eukaryota; Metazoa; Chordata; Actinopteri; Siluriformes; Clariidae. Gene Ontology annotation, cellular component: nucleolus. The transcript is spliced from 15 exons.